Paramecium pentaurelia is the source of this 2952-nucleotide messenger RNA. Lineage: Eukaryota; Ciliophora; Oligohymenophorea; Peniculida; Parameciidae. The record is from the annotation of a GenBank genome assembly.
AUGCAAGGAAAGUAUAACUUUAUUUUUUCAUUGGAUGGAGAACAAAAAUCAUUCUUUGUUUCAAAUUUAGAUGUAGCAUCCUUUUGUCGUUUGAUUCGUUCAGCAUUUUAAGUUGAUAAGACCAUUACAGCAUUAUAAGAUGCGUAAGGUAAAUGCAAUAAUAUAAUAGGAAAUAUUUGUGAUUUGCAUUAUUUUUGUAAUAAUCUACACGCUCAUAAGGAUAAGUUCUAUAUUAUAUUGUCAGAACAAAGAAAAUCAGAAAGACAAAGUAGAAAGUCUCAUAAAAGUAAGAAUUCGAGAGUGCUAGCUACAAAUGAAGAACCUUCUUAUUAUGUAGAUUUUGGAGCAUUCUUAUAAGAAAUCCAACAAAUUAGAUUUAGGUAUUUUUGAAGUGUCAUCUAGUCCUCAACAUCCUGUAUUGACAAUAGUGUUGGUAUUUGACAAUGAAUACUAAGCUGGCAUCUUUGGCUAACCUAUAGUAAUGAGAAUCUACAAAACAUUUGCAUUUCUUUAAGCAUAUUACACUAUAAUCUAGGAGGAGGAAAGUGAUUCAUUGUUAUUAACGGUUUUUGAAAAUUAAAUUCUUAAACAUGAAAUGGAAAUGAAAAUAAAUCAUUCCAUUGCUGAAGAUGUCUGUUAUUAAAUAGAACAAUUACUUUGUGAGGAGGAAGAGCCAGAACCUAUAUUAUAGGGUAGUUUUGCUACUCCUAAUAGUAAUGCAAACAAUAAUAUUCCUUUGAUUGUAACUAGGGGAAAUGAGAAAUAGAUAUUAUAAGUGGAGGCGAAUGAUAACUUUCAUUCAAGUUAAGGCAAAAGAACACAUGGGUAUAAUUUGUGUUAAUAAGUGUAAUGAGGGUAAAGAAGGCUGUUGACAAAUUUCGAAAUCGAUUCGAAUCCAGAGAAUAUGAAUACCUCUUAGGAUUAAUUAUAGGCUAAGAUUAAUCAGUAUUUGCUGCAUAUCAAUUAUUUUAAAAAUAAUAAGAUGAUGAAAAUUUCAUUAGAAAUCUGAAAUCACUUUUACCUCAAGAAGAUAAUAACAAUCUAUCAUUGUAAAAUUGAUAUAUUUUGUAUAAUAGUUAAAACAAUCUCAAAUUUAUAACAAGUCCUAGUAGAAGUGAUUUACAUUAAUCUGUUAAUUUUCCUUAUGAUUGUAAUCCAACUCCAGGUUUAAGAUCAUCUGUAACAAUAAUGGAAUAAUUACUUAAUUCAGGUGAUUUAGAUUCAAUAGAGUCUGGAAUGUUAAGAGAAUUGAGAAUGGAUAGUGAUUUGGAUGAUUUAGUCAAAAGUUUAAUGGAUUAUCCUUAAGAUGUAUAAUAAUAAUUUUUUAUUUUUAUAAGGUUUUACUUUAAAUAAUAAGAUAAUAUUUAUAAAGUCAAUUUUAAUAAGAAAUAACAAAGAAUUUUAAUUCUCAUUAAGUAGAGUACUUUUUAUAAGAAAAUGCUAAUAAAUAAAAUCCAAUUUAUGAAGGAUUUCAAAGAUUUGGAUAAAAUGGAUAAUUAUAGGAUUUAUUUUUAUUUUUAAAAGAUAAUGUAGGAUAAUUAGAAUAAUAAUUAAGAGAAGAAAGUAGUUAUUCUUAUUAUUUAAUGCAUAAAAGACGUAAGGAUAGUCAUGAUGAACAUUUUCAUUUUCAUUUGAAUUUACCAUAAAUGAAUUAAUAAGAAGAAAGAAAAUUGAGUGUUGAUUCUAUAUUAUUAGAAAGUAAAAAAGAAAUUAAUUUUAUUGAUAAAUAUCAUGUUAAAGUAUUACAAAAAUACAGUAAUGAAGAUUAUGAAAAAUUGUUUAUGACUGUAUAUGAUUAAUGUGGUAAAUUUUGUGAUGAACAUGAAAAAGCUAAAUUACAUGGAUUUUAUUCUGCUUAAAAUUAAAGAUUAUUAGAAAUAUUAGAUAAAUAUGGAUAAAGAUAUGAUAUAGAUAGUAUUAAAUCAGAUAUUAAUGAUUUAUUGACUUUACAAAAUAAAAAAAUUGAUGAAAUACCUUCACCUACUCAUGGUGCUGUUAUUGAACCAAAAAUGCAUAAAUAUUAAAAUUUCAAAUUUAUUAUAAAUUUUUUAUAUGAAAUUGAUAAAGUCAUUACUUUAAGGUAAGCAAAAGCUUUUUAUUAUUUAUAUUCAAUUGAAGAUAUGUCUGUUAUGGCAGCUUAUGAAGUUUAUUGUGAAACAAAAGAAUAAGAUGAAUUUUUAAAUACUCUAAAUCUUAUAUUUAAAGUAUAUGCAUCCUCUUCUAGAUUUGAUUUUAAUGAAAUUGAAUAAUUUGAUAGUUUGAUUGAAUAAUAAUUGACAAUAUUAUUUGCAUAUAGAAGAUGUUUGAAUUAGGAACAAAGAUUAGCAUUGGAAUAAGUAUAUAUAUAUAUCAAAUUAUUAUUUUAGAAUAUGAUAUCAUGUGAUAAUACCUUAUUGAAACUCUUUAGAGAUUUCCUUAGAUAGAGAGAUUAGAGGAUAUUCAUUUAAAAGUUAUCAGAUUUUGCAAAUAGUCAAAUUGAAAAGUAAAAAGAUAAUUAAUCUAUGGAUCCUUACAUGAAAAAGAUUGAUUAAAACAAUUAACAUAAGGAUUUAAUAAAAGACAUCUGUGCUAAAUUCUUAAAAUCAAAAGUUAAAUAAAUAGAUUUAUUAAUGGAUGCAAUUGAUAAGGAUAAUAUUAUGUUAAAAUCUUCAUUGGAAGUCUAUGAUUAUAAUUUAGAUAAGCAAGAUUUAGUAGAAAAUAUACAAUUAAUAUACAAUUACAUCUUAAAAUCUAAUGUAAAAAGUAUUUUGAAAGCAAACUUAAUUGAAUUAGGAAGAUCAAAAACUGAUGUAAAUAUAUAUUAAUUAAUAAUAAUAGUUAACCUACUUAUUAAGAAAUAUUAAUCAAGAUGAACCAAUUCUUAAAGGAGCAUUUGAAUUGUAUUUCUAAACAAAAGAUGAAGCAGAAUUAAAGGAUACUAUUAGUCGAAUACUCAAAUUCAGCAAUAUUUGA